AUGGCUGUUUUCACUUCGCGAACUACGCGCCCUCCAAGCUCUUUGAAUCGGCUUGUCAGGAAGCACCCAAGUCUUUUUGGCGUUCCUUUCGUGUUGAUCAUGGUUGCUGCAUCGUUUGGACUCACAACGUUCACUCAGACGAGGUACGAUCUACACGACAAGAAAGUCAAGAACGUCUCGAAGGAGCAGGAGUUGAAGCUGGAUCAAAAUCGAAAGAAGUUCGAUAUUCGAGAAGAGUAUUACCGACUGAGCAUGGCGACAGAUGAUAGUUGGGAGCAGAAACGAAUCGCACGUCCAAAGGGCCUUCCAGAGUGGGGUGUACCUCCUACGGAACCACCACCGAAAUCGGGAUAA
Messenger RNA from Psilocybe cubensis, 354 nucleotides. RefSeq lists its product as uncharacterized. The coding region runs from base 1 to 354 and encodes 117 amino acids. Gene Ontology annotation, biological process: mitochondrial respiratory chain complex IV assembly. The record is from RefSeq and is a predicted model, not a curated record. The transcript is spliced from 3 exons. Gene Ontology annotation, cellular component: mitochondrial inner membrane. Lineage: Eukaryota; Fungi; Basidiomycota; Agaricomycetes; Agaricales; Agrocybaceae.